Drosophila takahashii is the source of this 700-nucleotide messenger RNA. It is a transcript of the gene Cp18, whose product is annotated as Chorion protein 18. The record is from RefSeq and is a predicted model, not a curated record. Gene Ontology annotation, cellular component: egg chorion. Gene Ontology annotation, biological process: multicellular organism development. NCBI's taxonomy places the organism in Eukaryota, Metazoa, Arthropoda, Insecta, Diptera, Drosophilidae.
UAAGCCUGGACUGGAUCUGGUAUAAAAACAAAACAGUGAGCCGGAAUGAGACAUUAGUUACCUUCGCAUCGAUCAACUAACCAACUCAGCCUCAGAAUGAUGAAGUUCAUGUGCAUCUGCCUCUGCGCCAUUGCCGCUGUUUCGGCGAACUCCUACGGACGUGCCCGCGCUGGAUACGGUGGUGCACCAGUGGGUGGCUAUGCCUACCAGGUGCAGCCCGCCCUGACCGUUAAGGCCAUCGUUCCCUCGUAUGGCGGUGGAUAUGGUGGACACCACGGUGGAUAUGGCGGUGGCUACGAGUCCGCUCCCCUGGCCUCGGCCUACAGCGGCGCCGAUGUGGGAUCUGGCUACUCCGGUUCCGGCUACGGUGGUGCUCCGCCAGUCGAUGCCCAGGCCAUUGCCCUGGCCAAGCUCGCCCUGGCUGCUCCCAGUGCCGGAGGUCCUCUGCUCUGGAAGGAGGCUCCCCGCUACGAACAGCCCGUCUACCCCCCCAUCAGCUACGGACCCCAGGAGUACGGACGCAGCGAGAAGGUCAAGGGCGGUUCGGCAGCGGCUGCCGCCAGUUCCGUGGCCGCCGGAAAGAAGGGUUACAAGAGGCCCAGCUACUGAGCGGGUAAACCAUGAACAGUGAACCAGAAACUAUUGAAUAAUACUAAGGAACUAGGCCAUGAUAAUAAAAGGCAAAACAUCGAGACUUAAA